Molecule: messenger RNA, 2633 nt
Organism: Syzygium oleosum
Lineage: Eukaryota; Viridiplantae; Streptophyta; Magnoliopsida; Myrtales; Myrtaceae
Product: LRR receptor-like serine/threonine-protein kinase RGI5
Exons: 4
Coding region: 322-2376 (684 amino acids)
Biological process (GO): protein phosphorylation
Molecular function (GO): ATP binding; receptor serine/threonine kinase binding; protein kinase activity
Source: RefSeq, a predicted model, not a curated record
CGACAGAACGAACCUGCAUGAAGCCUGCGAGCCUACGGACUCCCAUUUGAAAAAGAAAAGUCAACCGAUCUAAUAACAUCCAUCCCCCCUAGUCCCAAGUUCCAAAGCAAUUCUUUCCAUUUCUUUGCUCGAAUUUUUGAUAUUUCUUGUUUCUUCACGGCAAGACGAGCAAAACAGAAAAAGCAAGUAAGGAUUUAAGAAACGAAACCUGAAAAAACAUCACUCAGUCACGGUCCAUACCAGUCACCCACCACCACCUUCUUGUUCUUUUUGUCCGAGAGAGAGAGAGAGAGAGAGAGAGAGGGAGGGAGGGAGAGAGAGAUGGGUCUCGCUUCCUCGCAGUGUCUCUUCUUCUUCUUCUUCCUCUGGGUGUUCAGCUUCCUCGCGAGCCAAAGCAACGUGCUUGUCUCCGCAACGAGCGCGGAGCUGAGAGCUCUCAUGGACAUGAAAGCGAGCCUAGACCCAGAAAGCAAGUACCUUUCCUCGUGGACCGUCAAUGGCGAUCCUUGCGAUGGGUCCUUCCAAGGCGUCGGUUGCGACGACAAGGGCCUCGUCGCCAACAUUUCGCUGCAGGGGAGAGGGCUCACUGGGAGGCUCUCUCCGGCCAUUGCUGGGCUCACCCACUUGACUGGCCUUUACAUUCACUACAACUCCCUGUGCGGAGAGAUUCCGCGAGAGAUAGGCAACUUGAGCGAGCUCAGCGACUUGUAUCUGAACAUGAACAAUCUCUCUGGCCAGAUUCCUCCUGAGAUGGCUGACAUGGGAAGCUUGCAAGUUAUGCAGCUCUCUUACAACCAGUUGACUGGAAGUGUACCUACACAGCUGGGAGCUCUGAAGAAGCUCAGUGUUCUUGCUCUGCAAUCUAAUCAGCUCACUGGUGCAAUACCGGCAAGUUUAGGUGACCUGGGGACGUUGAUGAGGUUAUAUUUGAGCUCCAAUCGCCUCUUCGGCUCGAUUCCCACGAGGAUAGCCGAUCUGCCUCUUCUAGAAGUCUUGGAUGUCCAAAACAACACUCUAUCUGGCAAUGUACCUCCUGCGCUGAAGAGACUGAACGAAGGGUUUCUGUACGAAAACAACGUCGACUUGUGUGGGACUGGGUUCCUCUCUUUAAGGACUUGUAAUGCUUUGGAGAGUCGACCCCAACCAUUUGGGGCUGCGACAAGAGUACCCUCCACAGGUAUACCCGAGACAGCCAAUGUGGUGUUACCAUGUAACCUGACUGAAUGUUCUGGUUUGCCAAAAUCAGCACAUUACUCUGCGCUUAUUGGAUCAAUCUUGGCAACUGUUGCAUUGUCAGCCAUAGGGAUUCUUACGUUCACACACUACCGUCGGAGGAAACAGAAACUUGGCUUUUCGGCCGAGGCUUCUGAUGGCCAUGUAAGUACUGAUCAGCCCAAGAGUGCUUAUAAAAAAAAUGGCUCUCCUUUAGCCAGCCUGGAGUAUUCAAUUGGAUGGGAUCCGCUUGCUGAUGCUCGGAUCGUUAAUGAGUUUUCUGAAGAAGCUUUCCAGAGCUUCAGAUUCAAUCUGGAAGAGGUGGAAUCCGCCAGUCAGUAUUUCUCGGAGUUGAAUGUGUUGGGUAAGAGUAACUUCUCUACCACAUACAGAGGAAUACUGAGAGACGGUUCUGUAGUCGCCAUCAAAUGCAUCAAUAAGACUAGCUGCAAGGCUGACGAAUCUGAGUUCUUGAAGGGUUUGAAUAUGUUGACCUCGCUGAGACAUGAAAAUCUGGUGAGGCUGAGAGGAUUCUGCUGCUCAAGGGGCCGUGGCGAGUGCUUCCUGAUAUAUGAUUAUGUUCCGAAUGGGACUCUGCUAAGCUUUUUGGAUUUGAAGGAGGGCGACAGUGGCACCCUUGAGUGGUCCGCUAGAGUUUCGAUUGUGAAGGGAAUCGCUAAAGGUAUUGCCUAUUUGCAUUCUCACAAACCAAAGAAGGCCCCCCUCCUUCACCAAAACAUCUCGGCAGACAAGGUGCUCAUUGACCAGCGAUACAAUCCGUUGCUCUGCCACUCUGGUCUCCACAGGCUUCUCACGAACGAUGUCGUGUUCUCGUUGCUCAAAGCUAGCGCUGCCAUGGGCUACCUAGCGCCUGAGUACAUGUCCACGGGCCGGUUCACGGAGAAGAGCGAUGUCUACGCGUUUGGAAUGAUUGUGUUCCAGAUUUUGUCGGGGAAGCAGGAAGUUGAUCACUCCAUGCGUCUGGCUGCUGAAUCGUGCAGAUUCCAGGAAUUCAUCGAUGCGAAUAUCCACGGAAGGUUCUUCGAGUACGAGGCGGUUAAACUUGCGAGAAUCGCCUCGCUUUGCACUAACGAGUCUCCUUACGACAGGCCAUCCAUGGAGGCCGUGAUUCACGAGCUGAGCAACUGUAGCAGCUGUCUCUGAUUGUGAGGCCUUAUUGGAUAAAUGUGCCAAGAGCUGUUUCAAAAGUCAUUGGUAUAAGUAGGUCCGAAGAAGCUACCUGCGCUGCCACUAAUGUUGUGACCUACCGGCUUCAACCUUCUUUUUGGUUUUGGUCCUUUGCGUUAGGGCUACGCUCUCUCGUGUAUGUUCGAGCCCGGUAGGGAUGAAUUUCUUUAAUCUGCGCAUGUAUAAUUGCUUUGCGAAAUAUUUUCUUUAGGAGUAGGUUCAUUUCGGAAUUA